UAACUCUACUAUUGCUGUUUUUAACAACAGGAAAAAGUGGGGAGAAAAUCUUAAAUCGAAAGGAAUGAUGAUGUCAAGGUGGGAUCGGCAACAACGGCAGCUCCGACUCCAAAGGCACGGCCUCACUUCUCGGAAUCUGGGCCUGAAAGGAGGCUUAAGAAGGUUCAUUUCCAGAAGAAAAGUCUUCCGAUUUCUUUUCAUCAGCCUCGCCAUCAUCACCAUCCUUCCCCCUCUUUACUUCCAUUUCAAACUCCGUCGAUUUUAUCAGAUACAAUUGCGGAAGUGCGGUUGGAUCAGAAAUCCUCCUCUAGUAUGUGCUCAUGGAGGUGACUCUUCCAAGGCCUUUCCCAACACUAUGGAUGCAUAUCAUAUUGCUCUUGGUGCUCAAGCAGAUUGUAUAGAGAUCGAUGUGUCUCGUUCUUCUGAUGGAGUGUUAUUUGCUCUUCACGACAGGGAUUUGCAGCGAUUAUCUGGGAACAGUACUUCCAAGGUCGGACUCUUGAGCAUGAAAGAGAUUACAAAACUGGAUUCCAAUCAUCAGCGCCCAUUGCAGUUUCGUAAUGUAAAUAUUUCUACUAUUGAAGAUGCUUUGAAGUUGGUAUCUGGCUCUGUUCGACGGGUGAUUCUGGACGCUAAAGUUGGGCCUCCUCUGUAUGAAAAAGGACUCGCAAAAGAUAUUCUUUCUGUUGUUGAAAAAACCAAAUGUAAGAACUGUCUUAUAUGGGCCAAAAGUGACAGUCUAGCAAGGGAUGUAAUAAAAUUGUCGAAUGAUGUUAUGGUAGGCUACAUUGUGAUGAUUGAUCCCACAACAGGAACUAGAACGAAUUUAUUGAGGAUGAGAAGUGCUGGGGUUGUUGGUGUUUACCACCCUUUGAUUGAUGAAAAACUUGUGAAAAUCCUCCACAGGAGAAAUAAGAAGGUUUAUGCCUGGACUGUUGAUGAAGAGGACGCCAUGCAGAAAAUGUUGUUCGAGCAUGUGGAUGCUGUUGUUACGAGUAAUCCCACUUUGUUGCAGCGUUUAAUGCAAGACCUGAGAACACAAUGUCUUGAGGAAGGUUUUUCAAUGUAAGAUGUUCAAGAUAUAUAGACUAAAUAUUAGUUGCUGAAGAUAUAAAAGGGGCAUUUAUUGAAUCUGGAUACGCAUUCAAAAUAUUUCCAGGUAUUUUCCUACCUUGCUAGAAAGGAAAAUCUAGGGGAAGGGUUUUUGUGAAGGAGAUAAUUGGUUUCCGUGUUGUCUAUGAAAUUUUUUUCCUCCUGAAUUCUAUCAUUCUUAAAAUGUAAUUUGCAUAAUAACAUAAAGGAUUGCCUUUUUCCUUGAUCAAAACAUCAUUAAAGU
Molecule: messenger RNA, 1336 nt
Organism: Olea europaea var. sylvestris
Lineage: Eukaryota; Viridiplantae; Streptophyta; Magnoliopsida; Lamiales; Oleaceae
Product: glycerophosphodiester phosphodiesterase GDPD4
Exons: 9
Coding region: 65-1069 (334 amino acids)
Biological process (GO): lipid metabolic process
Molecular function (GO): phosphoric diester hydrolase activity
Source: RefSeq, a predicted model, not a curated record